Messenger RNA from Fraxinus pennsylvanica, 642 nucleotides. Lineage: Eukaryota; Viridiplantae; Streptophyta; Magnoliopsida; Lamiales; Oleaceae. The record is from the annotation of a GenBank genome assembly.
AUGGCGCUUCCUUCAGCAUUCCAUGAAAGGCUGGAACAGAUGGAGCAGACGAGAAAUCAACGCCUCUCUCUCCUUCAGGCAGAGAAAGAGCUUCAGAAGAGUAAAUCUCAGUUAUUAGCUACAAAGAUAGCAAACAUAAGAUCAAUGGAACAGCGCUGCCUAAAACUCGACUGUAAAAUCGCUCACCAACACUUCGUCAUUUCUUCUCUCAAGUCUCAAAUCGAAAGCCUUGAUUCUGCUUACCUUCGUAAUCUCCAGAAAUUUAGGACUUUGAAAGAAGAGGUGGAAGGGUUGGAGGAGUUGGAAAAACAGAAAGAGAGCUAUUAUAGCUCACAAAGUUGUGAAAUGGAAGAGUUCAAGGCCCAAGUGGACAACUUUGUGGAUGAAUGUCAAGUCCAAGUAAAGAAACUGAGGCGCCAGGUUAAAGAGCUCAAGUCCAGUUUCUCAGAACUUCAAGGCAACCUUAUCUGUCCAAAUAAUUCUGAGAUAGCAGCGGCUGAAAAUAAAAAAUCUGAACUUCUUAUUAUGAAAGAGAAUUUGGAUAGAAAGUUGGCUUCUAAUUAUGAAGUAAAACAACAGUUGAUGAAGCAACUUGUCAGCAUACUAGAAGACCAAGUUAAAGAAAGGAAGAGGUUAUGUUAG